AUGCAGUUUGAGCAGCGUAUCGUCGGCAACCGAAUGGUCAACACCAGGACCACCACCGAUUUGGGUGGCAGCCAGGUAAUCACGUUGAAACAAUUGGGCGAAGAACUACAUCGCAUCUUUGAGCAUGACUUUGUGGAUAUUGAUGAGGUCAAACAGCUGCUAGGCUCAUGCACCAGCGACCCGCUGGAAUGGCAAUCGUUUGCUCAUUUCGAUAAAUAUAGGUACACGCGAAACCUCGUGGAUGCAGGCAAUGAAAGAUUCAAUCUUCUUAUUCUAUGUUGGGGUGAAGGGCACGGGACUUCCAUUCAUGACCACGAUGGAUCUCAUUGUUUUCUCAAAGUCCUGGCAGGAGAGAUCCGAGAAUCCCUUUACGCCUGGCCACCAGGAUUCGACAACUCGAGGCUUGAUUCGGAUAUACCACCCAGGCUAGUUCGAGUUUCAGACUUUAGAUUUGGAGACGUGACCUAUAUUCACGAUACCAUUGGCCUACAUCGUUUGGAAAAUACGAGCCAUACGCAGAAAUCAGUGACCCUUCAUGUGUACUGCCCACCGAUAAGACAGUCGACAAUGUUUGAUGAGCGGACUGGACGUGCGAGUAAAUGUAAAAUGACCUUCUACAGCCAGUGCGGUGAACGACGUCGACCUUCGCUUGUGGAAGCUCCUUUCACUCAGCAGCCAUCUCGAUGAGUGCUUACGUUUUUCUGACAACCCAGCAACAUCCCCUUCAAAAUUCAUUGCUUAUAAUGUUUUGUACGCUUUCAACCGUUUUUUUCAUCCAGUCAAUUUCAUUUCAGCAUUUUUAUUGAUUUCCUGACCACUGAAAACGAAUCAAAUGUUUCACGAUCUUCAUUUAAGCUCAUUUUUGGAAGCUCAUUUUUGUACUCAUUUCAACAAAUAUACUUUAUUCGCUCAUCAUCA
This is a messenger RNA of Opisthorchis viverrini, 918 nucleotides long. RefSeq lists its product as hypothetical. Gene Ontology annotation, molecular function: ferrous iron binding; cysteine dioxygenase activity. The transcript is spliced from 5 exons. Gene Ontology annotation, biological process: L-cysteine catabolic process. The record is from RefSeq and is a predicted model, not a curated record. NCBI's taxonomy places the organism in Eukaryota, Metazoa, Platyhelminthes, Trematoda, Opisthorchiida, Opisthorchiidae. Bases 1 to 687 code for a protein of 228 amino acids.